GACACGACAGGCCAGAGGGGGAAAUUGGCCGCUCCAAGAGAACGACCUGAAUGUGAUAGGCGUGACAGGCACCACUUUGGGAAUCCUGGGGCGAGUACCACUAACAGUCAGCUUACAUGAAAAGGUCAUGAUGUUGCGUUUUCUGCUCAUCUUGUUGUACCUCGGCUCCUUACUUGCAACGACACCCAUCCACCUGAAGCCUGGCGCCCUCACGGCACACAUAGGGGAGGUCUUCCUCAUAGAAGAUGUGCUCCUCGUGAAAUAUCCAUAUACUUCCUUGACCAACACCACUGACACAAUCAGGAUAGUCUCAGAAAAACUACUCGGCAUGGCAGACGCCAUACGGGCAACAAAGGCUGGGGAAGCAAAGGUACCUUCUAGUACUAACUCUCUGGAUCUUUUUCAACUACUGGAGGAUAGGAUUCUGUUCUUACGGGGAAAGGUUGAUGAAGUAGACAGCAACAAUAGUUUUCACUCAGUUCACUCUCGGGUAAAAAGGGGGUUGCUCAACAUCGUUGGGUCCACCUCAAAGUUCCUCUUCGGUACGGCAACCGACGAGGACGUGCGCGAUUUGCGAGACCACUACAAUCGUGUAUUUUCCUUUGCUGCCCGAAAUCGCAAGGUGAUCAACGCCAAUUGUAGAAAACUUGCGCGAUUGCAUACUCACAUUGCGGAACUGCUAGAGCAAACGAAUAAGAUGGUAGAAGUUAUCAACAUAGUUGUCAAGCAGAUCGACCAGAUGAAUCAGUUUCUCCUUCUAGAUCAGGCCUUGCAUGUACUGGAAAACGUCAUUAACUCUGUCGCAACGGCGAAUCAGCAGGUUAUUAGUAACAUGGUGGAUGCGGCGCACGGUAGAGUCACACCUGCCUUGUUCCCUCUAUACGAUUUGAGAACGACUAUCCAUAUCGGGUAUCAAAAUUAUAGUCUCAAGCCUUUAUUCAACUCAGACAUGAGUCAAUAUUUUUACCCCUUGAUUGAGUCCAGCCUCACGCCAGAUGCCAUAAUCAUUCACGUUCCGUUUCAGACGGCGGACGUGUUUGAGGCCCAUGAAAUUGUUCCAUUUCCAUUCUCCGCUAUUAGGACAGUGUGUUAGCCCUGGACACGUCCCCGUCUCUUGUCUUAAUCGUGAAGGAUUUCGCUCUGUAUUCAACGGAUAGCUACUCACUCUUGCAAUAUUGC
Messenger RNA from Eriocheir sinensis (Chinese mitten crab), 1179 nucleotides. RefSeq lists its product as uncharacterized. The transcript is spliced from 2 exons. Bases 128 to 1093 code for a protein of 321 amino acids. The record is from RefSeq and is a predicted model, not a curated record. Lineage: Eukaryota; Metazoa; Arthropoda; Malacostraca; Decapoda; Varunidae.